This is a messenger RNA of Dichomitus squalens LYAD-421 SS1, 2898 nucleotides long. RefSeq lists its product as uncharacterized. The record is from RefSeq and is a predicted model, not a curated record. Lineage: Eukaryota; Fungi; Basidiomycota; Agaricomycetes; Polyporales; Polyporaceae. Bases 1 to 2346 code for a protein of 781 amino acids. The transcript has 2 exons.
AUGGACAGAGGUCGCUCGCGAGACGUGUCCCCCAUUGCCUUCGCGCGCAAGGCCCAGCAGCAGGCCUUGGCCUUGCGCUCGCAGUCCUACCACAGCUCUCCACCCAGAACCACCUACCUCAACUCACGCGACAGCGCGCGCCCGGCCGUCCAACCCGUCGCGUCCUCGUCACGCCUUCCUCCACCCCCCUCACCACUACACCAUACUUCUUCCCUGUCCUCGUCACCGUCGGACACCAUUCCGCGCACCGGUUCGUCGAGCAGCGUCUUGUCCGACGCCUCCGAAGCAACGCCCCUCGGUCCGUUGACACCUCCGGACGAGUUCCAGGACUACGGCCUCGACCGCCCCCUUGACUACUAUGACUCCCCUCCGUCUCCGCCGCGGUCGCUCCAGGACCAGAUGCAUGUCGCUUACGCGUUGGACAACAUGCACCUCGCCAAGAUCCUUCUGCUCAAACUCCGCGGUAUCGACGUCAGUGGCGACGACGACCCGCGCAUCGCAGCCGUGCGCGACGAAGACUUUUCGAGUUCCUUCGUUCCCGAAGGCGGUCUCCGCCUCGACGCCGAUGCAGAAGCGCGUGUGCAGGAGGCCGAGCGACGUGCACGCGAAGCACGGCAGAGGCGGUUGCGCGAGGAGCGGCUGCGGCGGUGCGAACAGGUCUGGGAGCGCAGCAUGCAGCGGUUCAGAGGUGAGAAGGCCCGCAUCGCGCGCAAGAAGGAGGAGGCGCAGCGCGAGCGGCGGGAGGCCGAGCGCCUCGCGAAGGAGCGUGAGCGCGAACGCCAGCGCAAGGCCGAGGCAUCCCGGGCCGCACGGGGUUCGCAGCUAAGGAUAGCGAGUGCCCAGCCUCGGCAACUCGUCUGCUACGACUCCCUCCGGAACGCCGACUCGCGCUUUCCCAAGGCCACGCGCGUGGAGAGGAGGGCGGACGAUAGCGGCAAGUUCCUGUACGACAUCAUGCCGUCCCCACCGUCUCGCCCCAUGUCGCUCUCUCCUCCCACCAGCCGCUCGCCCACGGACAAGGACUCGCUGACCCUCCCGCGAGCUCAGCGGGAGCUUGCUCUCAAGCAUGCAAAGAGUGUCUCGCGGUCUGUCGCCUUCUCCGACGUUCUCACCGCCAUGCAUGGCCCCCUGUUCGGCGAGGAGGAAGAUAACCGGAUGUAUGUACGACGCGAUAAGCAGCAGGCAGAGCUGCUUGCCAUUCUCCUAGAGCCAGUCAAGCUGGCCGAGAAGGGCAAAACAGGCCAGGAUACCAUUCCAGAGCCGGUGAUGCAAGCGAAGAAGUCCGUAACCGCCAGAGCCUUGCGGGCGUCGACGGCCGACUCGAUCUCGAGUACGUCGUCCGCCGGUUCGUCUUCUAUCUCCACCGUCACCCGCUCUGGUUCUUGGUUCUCGUUCGGCAGCAAGAGCUCCUUCCGUUCCACAUCCACCACCCUUACCACACCCUCUUCUUCGCCCCUCACUUCGAGCAAACUCACCAUUCUCUCCUCGCCUCUGUCGACGUCGCCGCCGUCCGACUCUCCCAUCCACACCCGUAGGCGGUCUUCCAAACCACCGCCGAGUGCGCCGACUGUUCCGGCUUCUGAGCACCCGCUUGCGCUUCCUCCUCCGCCUCGACCCAAGCGUAAGGAGCCUCUCGCAGUCGGCCGCGGUCGGCCUCUCACCAGGCGCGUGAGCUUGUCUGGUCAAGUAGACGAGCAGUCGCCGCCGCCGAGCCCGACGACGAUGCUAGUGCACCACGUCAGUCGCUCUGUCUACACCAUCAUAGAUCUCGCAGCGCAAUUCCAACGCGCAUAUGUCAGGGCGACGAUGUUCUCCGCGGGCGUCGACCUCUACGGCGAGCGCUCCCGAUCUACUUCUGGAUCACGCUCGCGGUCUCCUGUGGGUCGGGUGCGCUAUGCCUCUUCGUCUCGUCGCCUGGAGAGCGGCCUCAAGCCAGAGGGCUACCGCGCCUCCUCAUUAGAUGUCCAGCUCUUCGCCGACCUCGACAUGUACCGGGACGACUCGGCCCCCCAAUACCAGCGUACCCUCAUCCCUCUAUUCGCCCCCUCCUCCGACUCGGCCCCUGCGCACGAGCGCGUCUUUCCCAUCCCUCCCCCGCUUCCCCGCUCCCCGUUCCGCCCUCCCUACCAGCCGAACGCGCGCAUCUCUCGCAUGCGUCCGGUUGCGAACCCCAUCCUUCUCCGCCUGCAAGCCCUGCACAAUAUCUGCCAGGCGCACGCCAUCGCAUGGCAGCGCGCGCGCGACGGCACCCUCGCAGCGGGCAAGGAGAAGAUGGUCGGCAUCGCCUGGGAGGGUAUCGGGCGGAGCAGCCUCAGUUGGGAGGUAGGGACCGGCACCGUCUACUAGCUGCCGGUGUGUCGACCUCCCUUCGUGCGAUACCUGUCCGCCUCGACCUCGGUCUCUCUCGCUUGUCAACGAGCUGUGCGUCCGCAAAUCGCUUUCCGCUUGCUUUCUGCGCUCCAUGUCUCUCGGCUGUUCGGACACGUCAUGACUCCCACUAAUACCACACGCCCUCCUUGCUAUCUCCCCGUUUCCUCUCUUACAACUCGCGUGGAGGGCGUCGUCGCAGUGGGGCAGUGUAUUUGUGGCUGUCCUUUGGAGGGUAGAGCCUCUGCUGCGGCGCGCCUCGCCUCGCCUCUCGUAUAUGUCUAGGACCUUUUCCCCUAUAAUGCGCCGUUAGUGUUUAUUUGCCUGUCCUCUUCGCACUGUACCAUCUUUGCAUCUCACUCGCUGUACAUAUGCAUGCCUCGCGCAGGAGUAGACGCGCAUACACAGUGCGCUGUGUGCGUUGUUGUACCAGUAGCUCAUCCAUACCAUACCCGGUCUCGGUGAUAUCACGCCCUUCACGCUGUACUUACUCGCAUCCUACACGAACCUUUACAAUGAUCAUGACUUACG